This is a messenger RNA of Armigeres subalbatus, 2312 nucleotides long. RefSeq names its product protein FAM98B-like. NCBI's taxonomy places the organism in Eukaryota, Metazoa, Arthropoda, Insecta, Diptera, Culicidae. The transcript has 7 exons. Gene Ontology annotation, cellular component: small-subunit processome; box C/D methylation guide snoRNP complex; nucleolus. Bases 74 to 2179 code for a protein of 701 amino acids. Gene Ontology annotation, biological process: rRNA methylation; box C/D sno(s)RNA 3'-end processing. Gene Ontology annotation, molecular function: RNA binding; histone H2AQ104 methyltransferase activity; rRNA methyltransferase activity. The record is from RefSeq and is a predicted model, not a curated record.
UACAAAAUAAAUGGAAGAUUCAAUCAAUAUCAACAGGUUGUGAAAUUGUGUGUGAUAUGACUAAGGGCAAAAAAUGGAAACUAGCAAACAUCUUAUGCUGUUAGGCUACAACCUACAACCCAGCGAUGAAGAGGCAUCGCUGGAACGGAUACAGGCUGCCGGUAUAUCGAAUAGUGACUACCGCCAUUUGGUGCACUGGUUGACAUGUGCUAUCAAACAAUAUACGCCAGGAAUCGACGAAAGUGUGUCUUCGGUGGAUGAUUUGCACAGCUUCGCUAUGGAGCUAUCUUCGUUUCUGAAGGAAUUAGGCUGCCCCUAUCACAGAUUACUGGACGGACCCGUCAGUGCCAGGUAUCGUUCGGAGGCAGAUUCCACACUGCUAGUAGAUUUUCUGACAGGAGAAUGUAUGACCGGAGUAAUUACUCAGCAGAUCCGAAACGAAGAAAAGAAACACCAAAUCAGUCUAAGUCAGACACUUGAUACACCGUCAAACACAAUGAAGCAACUAUUUCAAACGUUACUGCCUGACGUGCACUGCAACGGAACAGAAACCACUAUUCCUAAAGCUUUUGAUCAGAUGGCUAAACAACUGGACUCCACAACCCAUCCUAUUCCCGAGUUGCUAUUCCGACCAUCGGCCAAUCUAAGCAACGACCAAUGGAUGCAACUAAGUCAGUGCAACUCAGAUUUGCAGGAGGAAUACAACCUCCGCAGGAAGUUAAUGAUAACUCGUUUGGAUGUAACAAUGUGGGGCUUUCAGUGGAAGGCAAACACAAAGCUGGAUGUGGGGCAAAUUUGGCGACAAAAGAAACGCUACCUCAGUACGCUGGAAGCAAGUUUGAAUCAAACAGAUAUUGCAGAUUUGUUGGUAGCUGAUCAAAAUCUUCUAACGGUUGAGAAGAUUGUUUCAACACGAAUACAGGGCAGAAGGAAGAACGUAUUCCAAGGAAAUUUGAUUUUGCCACAUCGCGGAGGUGUCGUUAGCAUCGAUACGAAACCACACAUGCCGUCAUGGUCAUCGCGAGAAGAAGGCCAGCCUAGUGAAAAUCUGCGUAGAAAGCAAUCGAAAGAGACUAAACCCAACCCCAGCAACAACCAACAGAGAACGGGGGAAAAAUCCAAGAAAAAACAUCGCAAGGACAGUGGUGAUAUAGAAGAAAACCCGCAUCAAACUAAAGAUGAUUCUUACUCAAAUAUGGGGAAACCAGGGUUCUCGCCUAGAGGUGGUGGCGGCGGUGGCGGAGGCCGCGGUGGUUUUGGUGGUCGAGGAGGUGGCGGUGGACGUGGUGGAAGCGGUGGUGGUCGAGGUGGUUUUGGUGGCCGCGGCGGUGGUGGUGGUCGUGGCGGUUUCGGUGGCCGUGGCGGACCUGGUGGACGUGGAGGCGGUGGGGGCCGUGGUCGUGGUGGCCCUCGGGGAGGUGGUCGUGGAGGAGGAGCAAAAGGCGGUGGUUUCAAGGGAGGCAAAACAGUUGUCAUCGAACCUCAUCGUCAUGAGGGAGUUUUCAUCGCUAGAGGAAAGGAGGACGCGCUGGUCACAUUGAAUCUGGUCCCCGGAUCGGAAGUGUAUGGCGAAAAACGUAUAUCGGUUGAGACCGAUGGGGAAAAGAACGAAUACAGAGUUUGGAAUCCAUUCCGAUCGAAACUGGCGGCCGCUGUUCUCGGAGGAGUUGACAAAAUUCACAUGCCACCAGGCUCAAAAGUUUUAUAUCUCGGUGCGGCUUCCGGUACAACGGUUUCGCAUGUUUCAGACGUCGUAGGACCAGAAGGACUAGUCUAUGCCGUAGAGUUUUCGCAUCGAUCGGGACGUGAUUUAAUAAAUGUAGCCAAAAAGCGGACUAAUAUCAUUCCGAUCAUUGAAGACGCUCGUCAUCCUCACAAAUACCGGAUGUUGGUUGGUCUGGUCGACACCAUUUUCGCCGACGUUGCCCAACCCGAUCAGGCUCGAAUCGUCGCCUUGAAUGCUCAUCAGUUUUUGAAGAACGGAGGCCAUUUUGUUAUUUCAAUCAAGGCAUCCUGCAUCGAUUCGACUGCCGUUCCGGAAGCAGUGUUCGCUGCGGAAGUCAAAAAGUUGCAAUCGGAAAAACUAAAACCCCAGGAGCAGAUUACUCUGGAACCAUACGAACGUGACCAUGCAGUUGUCGUGGGAGUUUAUAGGCAAGCUCCCAAAAGUACGGCGUAAACAAAAUAAACUAAGAUUAAGUUUAAAUAUUAAUGUUACUGUAGAUUUAUUUUUUCUAAUAGAUAACGAUAGAACUUCCCAUAAUUAUCCAGAUUUAUGUCUUUUAUUACAUACAAUAAAACAUAUUUCCGUA